Messenger RNA from Grus americana (Whooping crane), 3564 nucleotides. RefSeq names its product DENN domain containing 6A (gene DENND6A). NCBI's taxonomy places the organism in Eukaryota, Metazoa, Chordata, Aves, Gruiformes, Gruidae. Gene Ontology annotation, molecular function: guanyl-nucleotide exchange factor activity. The record is from RefSeq and is a predicted model, not a curated record. The coding region runs from base 52 to 1836 and encodes 594 amino acids. The transcript has 20 exons. Gene Ontology annotation, cellular component: recycling endosome.
CCGGGGCUGAGGCCGGGGCCGGCGGCUGGGCGGUGCGGGGCCGGCAGCGCCAUGUCGCUGCGGGAGCGGAGCCCGGGUGGCGCCGUCGAAGCCGGAGAGGACGCGGCGGCGGCGGCGGCGGCGCUGCUGGCGGAGCCAGAUGGGCCGGACCGGUGCUUGUCGCUGCUGCCGUGGGACCGUUUCUCGGCCUGGCUGCACUGCGUGUGCGUGGUGGGCUUCGACCUGGAGCUGGGCCAGGCCGUGGAGGUAAUAUAUCCUCCACAUUCAAAACUCACAGAUAAAGAGAAGACCAAUAUUUGCUAUUUGUCUUUUCCCGAUUCUAAUUCAGGUUGUCUUGGGGACACACAGUUUUGUUUUAGAUUUCGACGGUCUCCUGGAAGGAAAGUCUCAUUGUGUUGUGUUCUGGACCAAUUGGAUAGAGAUCUGCCAGUUUACUUAAAGAAAGAUCCGGCAUAUUACUACGGCUAUGUAUAUUUCAGACAAGUUCGAGACAAAUCGUUAAAAAGAGGCUACUUCCAGAAGUCGCUGGUCCUCAUCAGCAAACUACCGUAUGUCCAUCUCUUUCGCACCAUCCUUAAGCAAAUAGCACCAGAAUAUUUUGAAAAAAGUGAAGCUUUCCUGGAAGCAGUUUGUAGUGAUGUUGAUCAUUGGCCACCACCAAUUCCAGGGAAAAUACUGCAUUUGCCUAUUAUGGGUAUUAUAAUGAAGUUGCGGAUUCCAACAUAUCGUGACAAGCCCGGAACAACGCCAAUAGUACAGAAUAUGCACCAGGCAGAUGCUCAGAUCUCUGUGGCUUUACCGACUGUUCACGAAGUAGAUCUUUUCAGGUGUUUCUGUCCAGUGUUCUUUCACAUCCAGAUGCUUUGGGAACUAGUAUUGCUAGGAGAACCACUCGUUGUCAUGGCACCAUCACCAUCUGAAUCUUCAGAAACCGUGUUGGCACUUAUUAGUUGUAUUUCACCGUUAAAGUACUGCAGUGAUUUCAGGCCAUACUUUACCAUACAUGACAGUGAAUUCAAAGAAUAUACAACUCGCACACAAGCCCCACCAUCUGUCAUUCUAGGGGUGACGAAUCCUUUUUUUGCUAAAACACUUCAGCACUGGCCUCACAUUAUCCGAAUUGGAGAUAUUAAACUUCCAGGUGAAGUUCCAAAGCAGGUGAAAGUGAAAAAACUGAAGAACCUAAAAACUUUGGACUCCAAACCUGGUGUUUAUACCUCUUACAAGCCAUACUUGAACAAAGAUGAAGAAAUCGUGAAACAGUUACAAAAGGGUGUCCAACAGAAACGUCCUACAGAAGCACAGAGUGUGAUUCUUCGGCGGUAUUUUUUGGAAUUGACGGAAAGUUUCAUUAUUCCAUUAGAACGUUAUGUGGCAAGCCUGAUGCCUUUGCAAAAAUGCAUAUCACCAUGGAAGAGUCCACCACAGCUGAGGCAGUUUAGCCAAGAUGACUUCAUGAAGACACUGGAAAAAGCAGGACCACAGCUCACAUCAGGUUUAAAAGGAGACUGGAUAGGACUUUACAGGCAUUUUUUGAAAUCGCCCAACUUUGAUGGUUGGUUUAGGAGCCGACAGAAAGAAAUGACGCAGAAGUUGGAGGCCCUUCAUUUAGAAGCACUCUGUAAUGAGAACUUGGUUUUCUGGAGUCAGAAACAUACUGAAGUAGAAACAGUGGAUCUUGUCUUAAAGUUAAAGAAUAAACUGUUGCAGGCUGACAGAGAACAGCUUCCUGUGAAAACUGACACACUGAAAAAGCUGCAGACACACAUCAAUGAUAUUAUACUAGCACUUCCAGAUGACUUACAGGACAUCUUGCUCAAAACUGGCACAACGUGAUUUCUACUGGGCCUUUUUUUUUUUUUUUGUGCAGAAAACAAAGGGCAAAUGUAGUUUCACAGAAGACAGUGGCUUACCAACUUCGGAACACAGCUCUAAAUAGUAUAUUAACACUACGGAUGGACUGUACUAAUAGUAUAGCCCACUAUACUGUUUUCACUGUUUUUUUCCACUUAAAUACCAAUGCAACUAAAGGAAUUCCUGUGUCUAACAUUUGAAAUAAGUGCUCUUAAAGAAAAAUCUGUGGGCAUAUGAAACUAUACCACAGUAUAGGACCACAAUGCAGUGCUGGCAUUGCAGAAUGUUUUCCAAUUGGUGCUGCUAUACCCAGUCCUGGUAACUCAGGUAUUGAUCCUGUACUGUCCUGUGAUGUAGUACCCAGUUGCUUUUCUUUCCUCUUUUAGUUUUCAUCUAGUGAUAAGCCCAACUGGCGUAUUAUGUGACUUGGUCAGAAUACAUUAUAGUUGAGGUAUUUUACUGGUAAAUCAUUGCUUUCAAAACCACUUCAGGGGCAGCUGAAAUAAUUAGAUUGGUUCUUAACUUUCUUCCUUUUUCCUCCUUGCCAUCUUUCCAAAACCGUAUUAAUUUAGCAUCUUUAAAGAAGAAUAGGCAGCUGACAAAAAUUUCCUGAACUCUCUUCCAUUCAAUGUCAGUUGAUUAGGGUGCUCUUACUCACAUGCCUUAAAUAUAAAGUAAUUGUAUACUAAUUGGUGGUUUUAAACUGCUGACAUUCAGGAUUUAAAGUGGAUCACUAGUGUAAAUGUAAGUAUGUGGUAUUCAUCACAGGAAAUAAACCCAGUGGUGUUCUAAUACGGAUUUUAAAAUUGGUGAUUUCAGUAGAAUUAGCUGAUACAUAGUCUGUUUCAGUUGGAGAUCAUAGCGGUCAGCUCCUGAUAUAAUUUUUUUAAAAUUUUUUUACUUAUAUCAGAAGGGUGUUUGAGGAGGUAAUGGGGCUGGAGGGAGAAGAUGUUGGCUUCAGCUGAAAAAACCCUAUGGAAAGGUCAAACUGUGGCAAGAAACGAUUGUAGCAUGAAAUUAUUCUCAGUAUAUGCAUAUAGCAGACAUGCGUAGAGUAAUUUCCUCUUGCAUAUUAAGCAACAAGAAUGUGAUGUUUAUCUUCUUGAACAAGUUUCAGUGGUAUGUAAGAACUCAGCUGCUCCACCUGCAGUGUUGUACUUUGACCAGUUUCAAGUAGAAUAAACUUAAUGCUAUAGUGUACACACAAUGUAUACUUUUAUAUGACAAGUGGAUCACAGUUAUAAAAAAAAAAAUCUGCUUUUAAGUGCUUGGAUAGAAUUUUAAAAAACUUAAGACAUAAUCCUGCUAUAAGAAUAUGCUUUUGUAUAAUAAAUAUUUCAUACCAUCUUUCUAAAAAUGUCUUAUUUAGAUAUAAAGUGUCACAAUGGUAUUUUUAUGAAAAUAUGUAUUUUAAUACUGUUAUGGUUUGAUACAAUUACUCAUGACCAAAAGUUUAGUGUAUCUGUUAUGUUGCUUAAACUAUACCACUUCAGCAUUAAUUUCUAACUUGCAAAUUUUUUUGCACACCCUGAUGAAUAGCAUUUCUAAUCCAGAAAUUAAGUGGCCAUUCUUAUACUAAAUUAUCUUAAAUAUUUAACCUGGAGCACUGUGUAGUUUCUUGGAACCAUGUAAACUGGUAACAACUAUGAUAACUAUCACAUGACUGCAAAUAUGUAUUUUUGUAAAAGAAAAUAAAGGGUUUGAUUUCUA